Messenger RNA from Asterias rubens (European starfish), 1218 nucleotides. Its product is annotated as anaphase-promoting complex subunit CDC26-like. NCBI's taxonomy places the organism in Eukaryota, Metazoa, Echinodermata, Asteroidea, Forcipulatida, Asteriidae. The transcript has a single exon. Bases 288 to 602 code for a protein of 104 amino acids. Gene Ontology annotation, cellular component: anaphase-promoting complex. The record is from RefSeq and is a predicted model, not a curated record. Gene Ontology annotation, biological process: anaphase-promoting complex-dependent catabolic process; protein K11-linked ubiquitination; regulation of mitotic cell cycle.
CGACCUCCACGGUUAUUUUCUGCUCAGGAACGAUGUCAAUCAAACGACGUGGGGACGUUGUAGCGCGCGCAGUGUAACAACUACUGCUGUUUCAUGUCAAUACACACUGCAUUUGAGAGAGAGUACUGAACAAUAUCAUCCAUCCAUGCACAAACCACAUAUAAUUAGGAAGGAGGAAAAGACACUACCACCAGCUAAACAACUGUUAAAGAUUAUAUGUCUUUGGAGAACAUUGGUCCUAAAUUCAAUUCGGAGUUGGAAAUCAAGGACACAUUAAUCUUUUCAAAAUGAUCAGGAGGGGUCCAACACGAAUCGCUCUCAAAAUCGAUGACAUCUCGGAGUUCGACAAUUUCAAGAAAGAACUCGAACAGCAAAGGAGAGAAAAACAACAGGGUUCGGGAGGAGACAUGCAAGGGGUGGAAAUUCAAAGUGACGUCACGUCCACUACUACACAGUGGGAAACCCAGGCUAGUCUACUCGGAACCACAAAGGACCUCGAUGCCAAAGCCAGACAACAGAGGAUUCAACAGCGGAUUGGUUUUGACCCCCGACCUGCACCUUCGACCUCAAGUCGCAUCGGGGAACUCCGUGGAGGGGAAUGAACCACGUGGGCAGCAGCAGGCACGCUGCACCUUUAACAUUUGAGUCAUUUGACGAAGACGAGUCGGAACACUUUUAUGAAAGUCGAAAAACUGCGGUGGGAGAUCUGCUAUGGACUGACUGCAAAGACUGGACACAAAGAUGCGUUCUGGCCAUCCAUUUCAGUCUGGACAUGUCAACAAAAACAAAUGAAAAUACCACAUGCCUCCCCCCCCCCACCCUCCCCCACCAUCUCCACUAUUAUUGCAGUACUACCAGAAGGAAUAUCCUCAAUCUUAGUUGAUGAAAAUUUCUGCCCCAUCAAAGAUAGGUCGUCGCUUCAUCACACAACUGCUGCAGAAACCCUCUUCAAAAUGGGCAUAAUUCAAAGUUGACAUUCUUGAUAGACGUCUUGAAGACUCCUCUAAGCUCUUCUUAGACUCCACCAUCAUAUUUGAAGUUGUGGAAACUUCCAAGCUUCUUGUGAUAUUACCAAAAGGUGGAAUGCCAGUGACUCAACAUUCUUCCAAAAUUAAUGUGAUACUUGUUUUGCCAUUUAAUAUGGCAGGCCUGAUACUUCACGGAGGCAACGGAGGCGAUUGCCUCCGUUUCCCCUUGCCAUUGCCUUGGUGCCCUUGA